This is a messenger RNA of Electrophorus electricus (electric eel), 2055 nucleotides long. It is a transcript of the gene heca, whose product is annotated as hdc homolog, cell cycle regulator. NCBI's taxonomy places the organism in Eukaryota, Metazoa, Chordata, Actinopteri, Gymnotiformes, Gymnotidae. The record is from RefSeq and is a predicted model, not a curated record.
CCCGGACACGCCUUCUUCAUGGUGGACCUCCGCUGUCAGGACGGCACGGAUCUGCAUGAUGAUCGCGCGCUAAUAUCUGCAGUGCCGCGUGCUGGGAUUCGGCGAGAGCGUUGCAUUUGUCCAGCACGAGCGACAUGGUAGACGCGGACAUGUUUGGUGACCGUCGUUGAUGGGCGACAUUGCUUAAGUAUCACGAGGACCACUAUGCCUAACCAGAAAAGCAACAAGGGGAAGAGAAAUAAGCGCGCGAAUAGUAGUGGAGACGAGCAAGAGAAUGGAGCCUCCGCUGGCGCGAGCGGAGCAACCCAGGGCGCCGCGGCGGCCCCGCAGCGCGAGAGCAGAGGGGAGGCUCCCUGUGCCACGCCGCUCGUAUGCGGUUUUGGCCGCGCCGUUGACCUGGAUAAGGACGACUACCAGCGUGUGCAAUGCAACAGUGACCACUGUCCCUACGGCAACUGGAUGCACCUGCAGUGCUUCUACGAGUGGGAGAGCAGCAUCCUGGCCCAGUUCAACUGCAUCGGCCGCGCACGCAGCUGGAACGAGAAGCAGUGCAGGCAAAACAUGUGGACGAAGAAAGGUUACGACCUCGCAUUCCGCUUCUGCUCCUGCCGCUGUGGCCAGGGCCACCUGAAGAAGGACACGGAUUGGUACCAGGUCAAACGCAUGCAGGAUGAGCGCAAGAAGAAGGCGGUCCCAGAGAAGGGCGGCGGGAAGGUGGGUGUGGCAACAACAGGGGGCGUGGCCAGUGCGGGGGGCGAGGCCGUGGAGGAAGCCAAGAAGGGGAAGUUGCCCAGCAGAUCUGCUCACCGCGGUUCUAGCCAAGAGUUGUCACGGCGACAGUCCAUGGAUCGGCAGAACUCUCAGGAGCGGAGCCACCCUGGCCCCAGUGUCGGGGGAGGGGGGAUGGCUGGGGCCAUGUUGGGUGUCCGCUCUCCCUGCGACUCGCCCGGCCAGUCUCCGCCCUCGGGCUUCUCUUUCUUUGGCCCACAGGUGGUGGGUGGUCCACGCAGUUCACGGCACCUGGGCGACUUCCUGAAGAGUGCCGUCCACACGGAGGGUGGGCGGAGACACCCGCUGGCGGUGGGCCAGGCCGGGCGCAUGGGCGUUCACCCGGACCUCGGCCCGUCUUGCCUGUCCCGGCUCAGUCCGGCUGACGGCCCCGUGCAGUUCCUGCGCAGGCUGGACCUCUCCGAGCUGCUGGCGCACAUUCCGCGGCACAAGCUAAACGCUUACCAUGUGCGCAUGGAGGAUGACGCGCAGGCCGGCCAGGGCGAGGACCUGAGGAAGUUCAUCCUGGCGGCACUGAGUGCCAGCCACCGCAACGUGGUGCACUGCGCCCUGUGUCGCCGCACGCUGCCCAUCUUUGAGCAGUUCCCACUGGUGGACGGGACACUCUUCCUUAGCCCUUCACGCCACGACGAGAUCGAUUACGACGUGCCGUGCCACUUACAAGGGCGACUGAUGCACCUGUAUGCCGUCUGUGUCGACUGCCUGGAGGGUGUGCACAAAAUCGUGUGUAUAAAGUGCAGAUCGCGUUGGGAUGGGAGCUGGCACCAGCUGGGCACCGUCUACACCUAUGACAUCCUGGCUGCUUCACCCUGUUGCCAGGCCAGGCUGAGCUGCAAGCACUGUGGGAAGGCUGUGGUGGACGUCCGUGUGGGCAUGCAGUAUUUCUCUGAGUACAGCAACGUGCAGCAGUGCCCACACUGCGGCAAUCUGGACUAUCACUUUGUCAAGCCAUUCUCCUCAUUCAAAGUACUAGAAGCUUAUUGACAAAUGUGGUUCCUGCAUGCUAGUUUCCUCUCUUUCUUUUUCCUGUUCAUAGGGUAUCUUCUACAUUAAAUCAUUUUUUGGCAGGUUUUUAGUUAAAAAGGAAAGCGAGUGAGAAGGCAUGAGGGAAAGUUCCACCUUAUGUUCAUAAAGAUUUUCAUUUGGCAUUUAAAAUCACAAAAGCAACAGAAAUCCUGUGACAAGUGAAUGUAUCUGUAUGCCAAAUCUGCUCUUUUGUACAAAAAUAACAAAAAACAAUAAAAUCCAUGAAAUUGUACGUCUGCA